GUGGCCGAGUCAGUCGUCCAGUGCAACUGCAGUCGAGCUGUCGAGCAGUUCCUAAGUUUCAACUCCUGUGUGUCAAGUGUUCCCGUAAAAAAAACCCCAAAAAUCCGUGUAAAGCCGCGUGCCCCGACUAAAACCCCACAAAACCCACCUAAACCCCGAAAAAAAAGCCUAAAAAUGGCUGAAGGUGACGCAAAAGUGAACAUGUCUCUCGAUGACAUCAUAAAGCUGGACAGGAAAGAUAAAAAGAGAAAGGUCAUGGUGAAUGGUAAGGGUGGAGGGAGGAAGAAUCGUCAGGGUAAGGGCCAGCCGGGGCCCAGGGGCCAGUCGGGGCCCAGGGGUCAGCCGGGGCUCAGGGGUCAGCCGGGGCCCAGGGGCCAGCGGGGCAAUAAGGGUAAUAACCUACGUGGACGUGGGGCUAAUAACAUGAAUAAGAAUGUUAAUGCGCCUAAGAGCCAGGCCUGGCGUCUUCAGCGUCAGCAGAGCAAUGCUGACUUUGUGGCGAAGCGUUACAACCAGAACGUCGGCCCCAAGAGGCUCCAGAACAAACAGAAUGUCAAUAAAGGCAAUGAGAGGAAGGGACAGAUCAACAGCUCCAGGCAAGGCUUCGCUGCGAGGCGAGCGCCUGCUGCUGCUGGCCUUCGUGGAGGGAAGACUGGGAUGACGCGAGCCAGGAGCCGAAACAAUAUCCCUGGGGCUAAGAGGUUUAUGGACCCGCCCAAGGGCAUCAAGAGGGUCAGCAGCUUGCCGAAUCUCAGGGAUCCCAACUCGGUUUACAAUCGCCUUGGCUAUCAGAGCCCUGCGCAGGUCGCCUACAGGAACAGGGUCAAGAGGGCUAAGCAACUGCUGCUGCAACGACAGAGCCAGAGACUUGUGCCCAAUGAUUUGGUACCACGUCUAGCAAAAUCCCUGUCACUUCUGAAACAACGUGUAUUGGAGACACGCCAACGAAUGCUCACAACCCAAAGAGGCUUCAACGCCGGUGGACUGCGUUCAGAUCAGAUUCUUCGAGCCCAGAGACGACAACAGUACAACCAGAAGCUCUUGAGGAUGAGUGCUGCUCGGGUCAAUCCAAACCCCAACGUAAACUUCAUGUGCACACUUGGUGAUGAAUAUGGCCCAAGACAACGUUCUCGUUCAAUGAGUCGGGGUGGGAGUAUGCGUGGCAGACGACAAAUGUCACGAGGGCGUUCACCCUACCGACAGAAUCCACAAAAUUUCAACCAGCACCUGCCAAGAGCACCCCUCUUCAGACGUUCCCGAUCCCGUUCAAGUUCUCGCUCACGUUCACGCACAAGGACAGUACCCCUGAUCCAUUCAAACACAAACGUCGAUGAUCGCACCUUCAGCGAAGUCAUGUACAGCGUCUCGAACAAUCUUGGAGUCACCGGGCGAACCCUCAACGACAGAUUUACUUUCUAAACACCUAGCAAGGGCUAUCUACACUCUUAUUGGACGUUAUUGAAGACUGCUAAAAGAUGAAAAACAUUCAAAAUACUGAAAAUCUUUCACUUCUCAAGGAGGAAAUACCGAGAGCCGAGUGGCGUGCACCCGUGUGCAUUCGUGUAUAGAAACAUUUAUCGAUGAGACGAAUUAGUGAAAUCAUAAGGAAACACUCGUCCUUUGAGCUAGAUGCUAUACAGUGAGGCUGUCGUUUUUUUGUGUAUAAAUUUACACAAGCAAAAUUUAAGGAUUAUUUAAGAUGUCAUCACCAUUUUUGCCAUGAGGGGAGGAAAUGAUUCGUUUCAUAUAUUUUAGUCGAGUAAUUUCAUUUUGUGUGAUUGAAACAAAAAUUACGUUUUUUUUUCUCUUUUAUUAAGACUAGGAUUAGGAAUAUAAUACACUGAGAGCAUUGAAUAAGCGUAAUUCUGUAGAAUUUUAUCGAAAAAUGUUUUUUUUCUUGAUAAAGUCGAUGACACUUUGUUUAUUAACUAGUGAUACUGAGAGAGAAGUACCUUGUAUCAUGUAGGGGAGAACACGGUGGGAAAAGUGAGGGGAGGAGGAAGGAAUGUAUUGUUCUAACCAGGGGGUACGAUGCAUCUGAAGGUAAUGCUGAGGAUUGAGAGAGUUGAAUAAACUAGUGCUGAAAAUUGAAA
This is a messenger RNA of Diachasma alloeum, 2093 nucleotides long. Its product is annotated as serine/arginine repetitive matrix protein 2. Bases 175 to 1419 code for a protein of 414 amino acids. The record is from RefSeq and is a predicted model, not a curated record. The transcript is spliced from 5 exons. NCBI's taxonomy places the organism in Eukaryota, Metazoa, Arthropoda, Insecta, Hymenoptera, Braconidae.